Molecule: messenger RNA, 548 nt
Organism: Triticum dicoccoides
Lineage: Eukaryota; Viridiplantae; Streptophyta; Magnoliopsida; Poales; Poaceae
Product: zinc finger protein ZAT7-like
Exons: 1
Coding region: 58-471 (137 amino acids)
Source: RefSeq, a predicted model, not a curated record
GAGUCACUGAAUCCAUUCCAACUCUCAUCUCCUCCAUUGUUUGGGAAAUACUUUUAGAUGGUUUCAUCAAUGAAGCAGUACAGAGAUCAGGCCGAUGCGCCCUCGCCCCUCUCCCUCUCUCUGUCCCUGGGAGUCGUCGCCGACAGCAGCAAGAAGAUGCACCGCGGCGGCGCGGACGGUGAGUUCGUGUGCAAGACGUGCAGCCGCUCCUUCCCGUCGUUCCAGGCUCUGGGAGGACACCGGACCAGCCACCUCCGUGGCCGCCACUGCCUCGCGCUCGGCCUCGCUGCGGGGUCCGAUCAGCCGGGGACCAAGAAGACGGUGGACCAGAAGCAGGCGCACCGGUGCCACGUCUGCGGGAUCGAGUUCGAGAUGGGGCAGACGCUUGGCGGCCACAUGCGCCGGCACCGCGAGCAGGAGGCCGGCACCACGGCGCAGGCGCCGCCCGUUCUGCUCCAGCUCUUCCUCUAGCUGUCGUUCAAUUGGCUUCUCUCUAGUUUUUUUUUUUUUUGAGAGAGAGUUGGCUUCUCUCUAGUUGGUUCUAUAUA